Salvia hispanica is the source of this 1045-nucleotide messenger RNA. RefSeq lists its product as uncharacterized. NCBI's taxonomy places the organism in Eukaryota, Viridiplantae, Streptophyta, Magnoliopsida, Lamiales, Lamiaceae. The record is from RefSeq and is a predicted model, not a curated record.
GUAAAUUAAUCAAUUUUGUAGGGUUUGGGUGGUGGAAAUCCAAAUGUCGAGAGUUCCUAUAAACCACAGGAUUUUGACCUGCGACGGCCGGGAAUCUGAUUUGUCCGGCGAAACCACCGUUAAUUUAUCCGACGACACCGUUUUCCAGUUCCUGAGUGAGGAAUGCGAGGGGCUGAGUAACAUUUUUGACGAUUAUGCAGACGACGAUGAGAAAGAGAACGAAAACGAAAACGAAAAUCCAGAGGCGGAAGACGACAAUUUUUGGGAAACUCAACAUCAAUUAUUGCAAUCUACUAUAUGCAGAACGAGCUCUUUGGAAUCAAAAAUCCGAAACAUCACGAAAGAAGCAGUGAGAGAAGCUUGCGGCGUUUGCGUAUGCGGCAGAGCUGCCGACGGUUGCCGGAAAUGUCUAAUGGCGGAGAUGUGCCGCCGCCUCCAGAAUUCGGGGUACAACAGUGCAAUUUGCAAAUCUAAAUGGAAGAGCUCACCCGAUAUUCCUUCAGGGGAGCACACGUUUUUGGAUGUGAUAGAGGGGUCGAAUUCGAAGAGAGAAGCGAGGGUGAUAAUCGAGUUGAAUUUCAGAGGGCAAUUCGAGAUGGCGCGAGCAAACGAGGAGUACAAUAAGAUGGUGAAGAAGCUGCCGGAGAUAUUCGUGGGGAAGAUGGAGAGGCUGAUGGCGGUGCUGAAGAUCGUGUGCGGGGCAGCGAAGAGGUGCAUGAAGGAGAAGAAGAUGCACUUGGCUCCGUGGAGAAAGCAUCGGUAUAUGCAAGCUAAGUGGCUCAGGACUUGCGAGUGCUUGGCGCCGUCUUCGCAAACUUUCUCCUCGAGCUACUCCGGGCGUCCGGCCCGGCCCGGGAGGUCGUUGCUGACCGUUGACUUGAUGAUGGAGAAUCUGCAGAGACCGGUUGUUGCAGUCGUAUGAAAUUCCCAGUGUUUUUUUUACUCUUUUUUUGUUUAUUUUUUUUUUCUUUUUGACUGUGGCUAUCCCUUUUUCUGGAUAUAUAUAAAUGAAUAGUUGAGUGAGGAUCACAAAGGUCCUGCUGUA